AAAUGUCAAUGUCAAACUUGAGAAAAAUAUUACGAAUUGGGAUUAGACAUUAGUUUUUGAGGAUAACUCCUAAAGUAAGUAAAGAUGGCACAGACAGCGGGCGUAAAACCCAUAGCCAUUGCGGGUCGUGUGGCAUCUGAAAGAGAAAGAUGUCUUGGUAUGACUGAUGCUGAAAGAGCUUGGCGCAAGCAAUGGCUAAAAGACCAGGUUUUAGCUGCGAAUGAACCAGUUCAUGUCGAAGAGUAUUGGAAGGAACGAACAAAUCCAAUUCGUCGAUUUUAUCGAAAACCUUUAGAUGUAUUAUAUGAUAAACUGACACCUAUGCUGGGAGCCCAGCGUGCAGCAGAUUAUAGAUACAUUACUGGAAAACUUGGUUUAAUAGCUGUUGGUGUUCUGGCCAUUCAUUAUUACUUCAAAUACAGUGGAAAUGAUUGGACUAAAAAAGGAGGCUGGAGGGUAACCCGUACUAAGCCAAUGGUUUUGCCUGGGCAACCUGGUUUUCCUUAUAAAUCUGAACGUACGAAAGAUUCAGAUUUUGCCGAUAGAGGUUAUACCAACUCUCUAAUUUUUGGCUCUAAGUAAACAUACUCUGUUUAAUUUGAAAUAGAUUUUUAGUAGUUUAUUUUGAAAUCUACAAUAGAAAUUGCAUUGUUUAAAUAUUAUGCUAUGUCUGAAAAUAAACAACUGUUAUUA
This is a messenger RNA of Nymphalis io (European peacock), 693 nucleotides long. RefSeq lists its product as uncharacterized. The record is from RefSeq and is a predicted model, not a curated record. Lineage: Eukaryota; Metazoa; Arthropoda; Insecta; Lepidoptera; Nymphalidae. Bases 85 to 582 code for a protein of 165 amino acids. Gene Ontology annotation, biological process: mitochondrial electron transport, NADH to ubiquinone. The transcript is spliced from 3 exons.